This is a messenger RNA of Salmo salar (Atlantic salmon), 4369 nucleotides long. RefSeq names its product polycomb group RING finger protein 5-B. NCBI's taxonomy places the organism in Eukaryota, Metazoa, Chordata, Actinopteri, Salmoniformes, Salmonidae. The record is from RefSeq and is a predicted model, not a curated record.
AAUGAAAAUAAAGCAGCAAUGCGUAAACAAGCGCUGGAUCCUCCUCCGCCGCUCUCUCCUAUCAUCUAGCCUAUAUUCUGAAACCAGUUCCGUAUUCAGCGCUACUUUAAUGUAACGUCGGUUCGCACACCAUACAGCGUGUAGGUUGUAUAAUUAUCGGAUAAGAUCACACCAUCUCGACCAUGGAGCCUUGAACUGGAAGACACCCACAGCACCACAGAGAUGAAAAUGCAGCACACUUGAUAUCUCCCUGGAGGGGAAACCUGAAUUAAGAUGAAGCGACUGAAGGGGAAAACCCAACAGUGUGGAGCAUUGCAGAAAGUCCUGUGAACACUGACCUCCAGCCCCCAUCAUUCCUUUCCCCCAAAUACACAACACUCCCAUCACCACUCCUGCUCUGGUCCAAGAUGACCUCACCGAGAAAGCACCUGGUCAAGGAUUUCAACCACUUUAUCACAUGCUACGUGUGUAAAGGAUACCUGAUCAAGCCCACCACGGUGACAGAAUGCCUGCACACCUUUUGUAAAAGUUGCAUCAUCCAACACUUUGAAGACAGCAACGACUGCCCAAAAUGUGGCAUCCAAGUCCAUGAAACCAACCCUCGAGAGAUGUUAAGGUUGGACAACACUUUAGAGGAAAUCAUUUUCAAACUCGUGCCUGGGCUAAGAGAAAAGGAACAACAGCAGGAGAUCGAGUUCUGGAGGAGUCGAAAGUGGAAGGAGAAUGGAGAAGAAGAUGGCCCCCGAUCGAAGAGAUCCAGGCUGGAUGACGAUGAUGAUGAUGAUGAUGGUGGGGAUGGAGACUACCACAGGAGUGACCCGCAGAUAGCCAUCUGUCUUGACUGUCUACGCAACAGCAGCCUGGUGGGAGAGAACAUUGUUAAGGGCUUAAUGAAGAAAUUUAUACGCUGCUCGACUCGAGUGACAGUCGGAACAAUCAAGAAGUUUCUCAGCUUGAAGUUAAAGCUUCCAAGUUCUUAUGAGCUAGACGUCCUAUGCAACGGGGAGAUCAUGGGAAAAGACCACACCAUGGAGUUCAUCUACAUGACGCGGUGGAGACUUCGCGGUGAAACCGCCUACCCAAUGGUACUAGAAUAUCGGCCACGGAUAGACUUUGGUUGACGGAGAGAGACGUGGGACUACUCCUGCACUAACAGCCCAUUGACAGACUACACAAUGAAUGGAUGUGCCUGGCACAAGAGACAAGGACCACGUCUUCCUAUCAUCUGCAUGCAGUAGUCCGUUAUUGCCUCUAAUCUCAUUCUGUUCUUGUAUGUUAUCUUCCAGUUUCACAGAUUUCUUUCUAAAACGCAACAACGGUUUAAGAACAUGCCUGCAUAUCAUGGCGUAUUAAUGCUUGGAAACGUACCAAAAUGUAACUGACUCAAGAGUGAAGACCUGCCGUUGGUCCACAUCACUUGAAAGUGUUAAGAAUAAUGCAAAGUGAAAUGACUAGUAAUCCACUGUUACGCAACACAAGAAAGAUAUUCCAAGACAAAGGUGUACACUGGCAAACGGCCCAUAAUAUUUCCCCCGAUCUCCUAUCUAUGCUGUAUUUAGUGUCUUACAUGACCUCUCCCCUUACUUCUGUUUUUAAUCAUUAAAGGGGCAAUCAGCAGUUGCAACAUCCGUUUUUGGACUUAUAAAUUAACCAUAUAUGCCCAUUGAUUCUUGAAGAAUAUAACUUGUAUAAAUGCCUCACGAGCUUAGUUCAACUGUCGUACCCGAUCUGAACCCAAAAUAUAAACUUGUUUUACUCCAAUGUUUGUAAACAAAGUAAAUGUAAACAAACUGGAUAUAUCCCCAAAACAUGGUAAAAACCUAUAAUUGUAAUAUCAUGGAAGGUCAGUCCUUGCAUCAAUAGCUCUGUCUAUAAAUGUGAGAGUGGUUGCAUUUCUCCAGCCCCAUCCUUAGCUUUUACCGAAUUAGGGACGGGGGAAUAGGCUUUGUUAUUGUUUCUACUAAUGAUUGCCGCUUUAACUAUGGUAGUGCCUUUCCCCACAUGUCUCUCUUUCAGUGGACUGCAAAAUCCAAACUGCUCAUCAUAUCAAAUUCCUUGUUUAAUAGCCUAGUGGAGUCAAAAGCCCCAUGUUAUAGCUUAUAUAGGUCAUUCUACAGAAAAUGUGCAAAUCGGGGGUUGAAUUUUUGUAAUAAUUUGUAUCCUAUUUUUCCCAAACUUUCAGCAAACGUCUUCCAACAUAUGUCAGGUGACUUACUGUAUAUGCUACUUGCACACUUUGUAUUGCAUAUUUUACCUGUAUUCCUUACUAAAUAUGUAACUAUGGAAACAUAGUGAACAAGUUGCGGUAAAGGGAGAACCAUGCACAGUAGUGAUCAUUUUGAUUAACGUAUUACAGAUUUUAUUUGCAUAACAAAAUAGUAAAAACAUAAAUAUAAUCUUUGUUGUUCUCUGUGAAAUGUUGAUUGUAUGAAUCCGAAACUUGUUGAUUGAUUGAAUUGCUUAUGCAUCUAAUUAAUUGUGUUUUUAGAUGUUUAAAUGAUCACUUUACCUAUCUUUAUUUUGGCAAAAUACCAGGUGUUUCUGUGUCAAGUGUCAAUCAUAGAGAUCCAUGGAUCACUCUAGGUGACUAUAACCCUGAAUUUAUGUGGUUUUGAGUUCAUGAGCCCUUUAUUAAAUUGUAAGAAACUCAAGUAGGAUGAAUUUGAGUACAGUAUAGUAGAGCACAGUACAGUAUAGCACAUUAAAGGUGUCUAUGUUUUGGCCAAAUAGAUGUCAGUGUUUUGGCUCUUGGAGGGUUGGAGCUCCCCUGCUGGCUAUGCAUCUUAAUACUUGACACUUUUUCCUGAAGUGUGCGCUUGUCCACUACCCACAUGGUGGUCCUCUCUUCCUCAGUUGGUAGAACAUGGAGCGUAACUUUUACAUGGAGAUCGCACGGGCAACACCAUUGAGGCGGUCACAGAUACCAUAAUGGCACAGAUAUAUAGAGUUCUCGUCUUUGUAUCUGUAUGGUGUCAAUUGUUUCGGUUGUAACCGUUUUGGUUUGGACAAUUUUGACACAUUUUGGACUUUAAGAAUCGCCAUAGCUAACAUAUAGCUGGCUAUCUUUCAUUUGGGCAGAUGUACAUCGCAGAACCGUACUUUACAUAUUAAUUGAUUAUACUAGAUGUUCGGCAGUGAAACUGCUUAAAAAUACAUGAAGACUUACCAACUUGCUCACUCAUUUUCUCUAAAAUGUUUGCAGGCAGACUGCUCAUCAUGUGGUCAUGCUGGAGAGGGGUGGGCUAAGACACUGCAUUUCAAUACAAGAGGCGUCACUGCAGUAACUGGUUCGAAUCCAGGCCUCAUCACAUCCGGCCGUAAUUGGGAGUCCCGUAGGGCAGUGCACAAUUGGCCCAGCGUCUUCAGGGUUUGGCCGGGGUAGGCCGUCAUUGUAAAUAAUAAUUUGUUCUUAACUGACUUGCCUAGUUAAAAAAAAAAUCAAUUACAAAUGUAAAAAUAAUCCCAUUACCUGGUGAUAUUUGUAGGGUUGUGGCUUAAGGCACAUUCAUUCUACAGUCUUUAAAUGUGUGUGUUUCAGUAGUGCCAUCAAAAGUUGGGACAGCAUUUAUUUGAAAAAUUUUUUAAAUUAAACAAAACUACUAAUUUAGAUCAGUAUCUUUCAAUGUAAUAAUAUAAUAACUCAAGAUGUUCUAUUGAAAUUGUAGUAUAAAAAAAUUGCUUUAUUUUCAAACAUGGAGUUUAGGAGUCAGGGUUUGGGACAACCACAUCUCAAUAGAAAUAGCUGUAUAAACAAUGACUGUACUAAAUUGUUUUGCCUUGGAUUGAAUUAGAACAUAUCAUGAUGUAAAUAAAUGUCUUAAGUUUGGAGACUUAACUGUUUUUAAAAAAUAUUGUUUGGGUGUGGGACUUCAAUUUGCACCACUUCUGUAGAAUCGCCCAUGUACAAGGAAGCUAUGGCUACCUACCAUAUCCCUAUCUAAAAAUGAGUUAUAUUCUUCUUUUCAAUGGCAUUUUGAUGUUAUUACCACAUAUAAUGCUAUAUGAGUACUGUAAGACUAGUUUUGCUGGAAGAAGGUUAGAAAAAGCAGAGUAUCGCCUACACUGUCUGAAAUGUGUAGCUGUCUGUUUGUGCACUAUGUAAAACGUAUUGGGCAUUAUGGUUGACUUGUACAUAGUGGAGAUUUGUUUAGACUGUUUACUACUCUACUGGAUGGCUUAACAUUAAUGUAUUAUCACUGCCCUAUAAAAACUGUACAGGCUGGCAUGAUACGGUCCCGCCAUAACCCUCACCAUUUGUUUCUGAUGAUGGAUCAUUAGACAAAUGUUUUAAAGGCUUUUUCCCCUUCACAUAACAUUUCUCUUUUUCUCACUCUCCUCUCAACACCAAAGAAUAAAAGCAGACAUAGCA